Messenger RNA from Ictalurus punctatus (channel catfish), 1459 nucleotides. RefSeq lists its product as uncharacterized. Bases 99 to 1124 code for a protein of 341 amino acids. The record is from RefSeq and is a predicted model, not a curated record. NCBI's taxonomy places the organism in Eukaryota, Metazoa, Chordata, Actinopteri, Siluriformes, Ictaluridae. The transcript is spliced from 2 exons.
GAGAUUUGGGAGGGGGUGGAGCACAUGAUAUAAAGGCAGCGUUGGAAGGAUGACAGUCAUGAGUCAUUUCAUUGGCUGUCUGAUCCACAUUCUGAAAAAUGGAAAACGCGAAUCCACAGCGACAUGAAGAGGUUACCAUCCACGAGAGAAUAAAUUCACGUGAAAUAAAGGAGCGCUUCAUCAAAGGGAAGCAUUGUAGUUUAGAGGAACUGAGAGUGCAAAUGCCCAGGCAGAGGCCUGUGGAUUACAUGCUUAAGUACUUAAUGAAGUACAUCCCACCCUAUCCAACUCCAGCUGAAUUUUGGGUUUCAGAUGUAGCCCAUGUUACUGAGGAGUACGGCUUCAUGGGGAUACUGAAGUCUGAGCAGUUCAGACCUCCUGUAAGUGAUUUCUCAUGGUGGGACAUAAAAAUUAACAAAGAGGAGAUAAGAGCAGCAGAGAUGCGCUACGUGGAGAAAAAUUUCUCAAUCCAAGCAGAAGAGCUGAAAAAGCCAGAGGCGUUUAUGGAGACAUUCACCACAUCACCCCUGUUCCAACCAGAGAAAUCCCGCUACGGCAAUUAUCGCUUCACAUUUCCGCUCACUGAUCUGAUGCAAUGGUACAAGAAACAGAACUGCGGAGGAGAAGAGCCGGUUCUCAGAGUGUACGAGACCAUCACCUACAGACAGGAGAUUGUGUACACGGUGCUGAUUCACAGUCCUGAGGAUAACAAGCUUUUUGAAGAAUACCCGCUUCUUGAAGCGAGUGAGUGGGUUCGUUACAAGGAUGGGAGGAUUAUCUGGAACGCACAAGCCAUUAGUGAAACCCACUGGUAUCAGUUUGUUUCAGGAGAAGUGCAAAGGCUAAAUACUUAUCAGUUUUAUGUCUGGGAUCAGGUUAGCUUAGUCUUUCACUUGCCUAAUUGUAAGAAAAUAGAAAUCGACAGAAAACGGCUUAUAAACGCCCUCGAGGCCUGUAAACUUGACAACAUAGAUCUCUCAGGAUACCGAGGUCCUAAAGACCAAGAGGAACGCUUCUCUGAAGCAAAGAUGAAAGUGAGUGAAUUGAAACGAGAGCUGGAAGAGGAAGAGAAAGAAAAAGAGAUCAAAGAUGAUGAUAAAAUAAAAAUGGAGGUAGAUCCAUAAUUGUGAACGAUUCAAAGUAGGAGUUAGACAGUAAAGAGGAUGAAGAUCAGUCAAAAAGUAUGAAACAUAUUCAUGGGUAGAAAGUACAAAAUACCUCUCAUACUGUAUAUUUAACCAUACUGUCAUAUUUCGCCACAUAGGAUUUAAUAUUCAUAUCUAUUUUUUCUAUCAAUUCUGAAAUAAUCCCAACAAUGUAAUGUUUUGUAAUCGUUUUAGUGUAAAAAAUAUGAAAUAUGAGAUGUGUAAUGAUCAUUUUCUGGAUUUAUUGUGAGUGCACAAAUGAUAAUAUGUAUGUAACAGGAGAUGAAUAAAAAAUUAUCUGUGAUUUAAUUUUC